Messenger RNA from Rhinichthys klamathensis goyatoka, 5248 nucleotides. RefSeq names its product unc-5 netrin receptor B (gene unc5b). The transcript is spliced from 17 exons. Gene Ontology annotation, biological process: anterior/posterior axon guidance; netrin-activated signaling pathway. NCBI's taxonomy places the organism in Eukaryota, Metazoa, Chordata, Actinopteri, Cypriniformes, Leuciscidae. The record is from RefSeq and is a predicted model, not a curated record. Gene Ontology annotation, molecular function: netrin receptor activity; protein binding. Gene Ontology annotation, cellular component: membrane. The coding region runs from base 94 to 2916 and encodes 940 amino acids.
UUCACACUGUUUGAAGUAAGGAUUCAGCUAAACUUCAGCCGACUGGAGCGAGAGCACCUGGGGGGAAUUUGGCAGUAGCGUGACCGGGUGAAGAUGCUCUCAGCGUGGAUACACCGCGACCAGCCUCCCGCUCCCUUUCUCGGUUUAGUUGUACUCUGCGCAACCUUUGUGAUCCAUGCAGAUGGCAGCGAUUACAGCGAAGUUCUCCCGGACUCGUUUCCGUCUGCUCCGGCCGAACCAUUGCCCGAAUUCCAGAGCGAGCCAGAGGACGCCUUCAUAGUGAAAAACAGACCUGUCAAACUUUCCUGCAAGGCUGCUCCAGCCACUCAAAUAUACUUCAAAUGCAACGGAGAAUGGGUGAACCAGAAUGACCAUGUGACCAAGGAGAGUUUGGACCCUAUUACAGGUCUGGUAGUGAGAGAAGUAGAUAUCUCUGUUUCCCGGACGCAGGUAGAGGAGUUGUUUGGGCUGGAGGAUUAUUGGUGCCAGUGUGUUGCCUGGAGCUCGGCAGGCACCACAAAGAGCCGGCGGGCUUACGUCCGCAUCGCCUACCUAAGGAAGAACUUUGAGCAGGAGCCUCUUGGCAGGGAGGUGCGUCUGGAGCAGGAAGUCUUGUUGCAGUGUCGUCCACCAGAGGGCAUCCCGCCUGCUGAGGUGGACUGGCUGAAGAACGAAGAGCUCAUUGACCCGGCGCUGGAUUCUAACUUUCUAAUUACCAUCGACCAUGACCUAAUCAUCAAGCAGGCUCGACUCUCUGACACGGCUAACUACACCUGCGUGGCUCGCAAUGUGGUCGCUAAGCGACGCAGCAGCACUGCCACUCUCAUCGUCUACGUGAGUGGGGGUUGGUCAUCCUGGACAGAGUGGUCAGAGUGCAAUGCUCAAUGUGGGCGGGGCUGGCAGCGACGGACACGCAGCUGCACCAAUCCAGCACCGCUCAAUGGAGGAGCCUUCUGUGAUGGCCCACCAUUCCAAAGAGUCACCUGCACCACCCUCUGUCCAGUGGAUGGAGGCUGGACGGAGUGGGCCAAGUGGUCCGCGUGUGGGACGGAGUGCACGCACUGGCGCAGUCGUGAAUGUCAAGCGCCCCCACCGCGUAACGGAGGACGCCACUGCAGCGGCAGCAUGAUGGAGAGCAAGAACUGCACAGAGGGACUGUGUGCCCGCAAUAAAAAGGUUUCUAUUGAACAUUCAAGCCAUCCUCUUGGCUCCGGUGCUGGUGUAAUGGUGUACGCAGGGCUGGUGGGGGCUUUGCUGCUGAGCGUGAUCCUCGUGCUGUGUGUGGGCAUCCUGGUCUAUCGCCGGAGCUGCCGCCAUUUCCACGGUGAAAUCACAGAUUCGUCAUCGGCCCUUACUGCAGCCUUCCAUCCUGGCAACUACAAACCACCACGACAGGAUAAUCCACAUCUACUGCAUCCGACAGCCCCUCCUGACCUCACAGCCAGUGCCGGAACCUUUCGCGGGCCGCUUUUCGCACUGCAGCAGGCCACACUGGACUCUCAGCAUAAGAUCCCCAUGACCACGUCUCCCCUGCUGGACCCACUUCCUAGCCUGAAGAUAAAGGUGUACAACACCUCUACCAUGUCCUCCCUCGAGCUACCGUCAGGCCCGGGCUCUACUGACGGGGAGAUCAUGAGCCUGAAGACCGUGGGCUCUGGACCUAAAGACUACCGUGGGCAUACACUGCCCAGGGAGCCCAGUCACAGUGCCAGCGCCACACUGGGCUCCCUGGGUGGCCGUCUCACCAUCCCUAAUACAGGGGUGAGCCUGUUGGUUCCACCAGGGACGAUUCCUCAGGGCAAGUUCUACGAGAUGUAUCUCAUUAUAAACAAAUGGGAGAAAACAACGUUGCCAUCAGAUGGUAGUCAGACGGUAUUAAGUCCAGUGGUGAGCUGCGGACCCUCCGGCAUGCUGCUGAGCAGACCUGUAAUCCUCAGUCUGCCUCACUGUGCCCAGCUAGAGCCCCCAGACUGGACCCUCACCCUCAAAAUGCAGAACCAUCAAGGCUCCUGGGAGGAGGUGCUAACUGUGGGAGAGGAGAGUCUGUCCUCUCCCUGCUACCUACAGGUGGAGGAGCAAAGCUGCCAUAUUCUGAUGGAGCAGCUGGGAACGUAUGGUCUGGUGGGACAGUCGGCUCCCCCUCGACCAGCCUGUAAGAGACUGCAGUUGGCCCUCUUUGCUCCUCGGGCCCCGUGCCUCUCAUUGGACUACAGCCUGAGGGUCUACUGUAUACAGGACACACCACAUGCCCUUAAGGAAGUAUUAGAAGUUGAGCGAAGUCUGGGAGGGGUUUUACUAGAGGAUCCCAAACCCCUCCUCUUUAAGGACAGUUACCACAACCUGCGGCUAUCAAUUCAUGACAUUCCUCAUUCACAUUGGAGGAGUAAACUCCUGGCUAAGUAUCAGGAAAUCCCAUUCUAUCACAUUUGGAGUGGGAGUCAGCGGCCGUUGCAUUGCACCUUCAGUCUGGAGAGAGGAAGCCUGGUGGUUUCCCAGCUCACCUGCAAGAUCUGUGUCAGACAGGUGGAGGGCGAGGGACAGAUAUUCCAGCUUAACACCGACAUCCAAGAGACCUUGCCUCCCCACUCUCCAUUGCCAGCAGGCGGUUCGUGUCUGCCUUCAUCUCAAGUGGGCCCAUAUGCUUUCCGACUGCCCGUAUCCAUACGCCAGAAAAUUUGUGCCAGUCUGGAUGCCCCCAGCGCACGCGGUUGCGACUGGAGAAUGCUGGCUCGCAGCCUGGGCUUUGACAGGUAUCUGAACUACUUUGCAACCAAACCCAGCCCCACAGGUGUGCUGCUAGACCUUUGGGAAGCUUGUCACCAGGGUGACGCAGACCUGGUCUCCUUGGCGACAGCUCUUGAAGAGAUGGGCAAGAGUGAGGUCUUGGUUGUCAUGACGACGGAUGGAGAUUGCUGAUCGGCCAAUCAAAAAAGUGUGAAAAGGGACAUGUUCGCCACUAAAAACCUAGAAUUAAUGCAAGCGGAUGGAAACUGCACUCCAGUGCAUCGUUACAACUUGCCUUUUACCUCAGUUCCUUUGUGCUCAUGCAAGGAUUGAAUAUUCCAAGGAUUGCAAAGCGUAUGAGCUGUGGUCAGGCGCUCUGGAUGAUCUUUGAAUAAAACAUAUCUAAAUGUAGCAAAUGAGAUGAUGCUGCAAUCACAAAACAGAGAUGUUGUUUGAAAAAGAAGUCAGUUCUUUGGUGCAUUUGCUGGUAUCAGCUCAUGAUUAAAUGAUAGUUGCAUCAUACUGAUACACACUGCUACACAUAGCAAGUGUGAAAGUAUGAAGUAUCUAACGCCAUUGCACAUCGAGCAGCUGGCUUUGUUUCCUAGCGACCGCUAGAUGCUUAAAGACACUGAGAUUCUGUGUCCGGUAAAACAGCAGUGCGCCAAGCUCCUCAGGAAACGUGCUCGCAUACAAAUAAACAAGAGUAAAGGUGGAAAAAAGGCAGAUAUUAAAAAGGAGCUAUAAUCAUCUGCACUAAAAUCAGCUUUCAUAACGAUUUCACUUGAAACAAACCACAUGCUUCGGAGAGUUGCUUCACUUUUACUUUAGUUUGAAGCAUCAUUUUCUGUGUCUUUUGAAAUAGCGUACAGGAAUGGAUUUGUGCGUUCUCGUUAGCAGAGGACCAAUCUUUUUCUUUCUCUGAUCAUACUGCCAUUAGCCUCCGUUAUCUCUCUUUUUUAUAUUCAGUCGAUCAUUUCUAAUGCAGGAGAGCUUUCUGGUAAACUCAUAUUAGUUUCCUAUAGGGAACGGACUUUUUAAAGUUAUUAUCCCUAUUUGCGGAUCACUGUUUUUCACUCUUCUGUUCGUAACUGCCGUUAUGUUCUUUUUUUUAAAACUGCUGCAAUGUUGCAUUCAUCUCUGACUGAAAAGAGGCACGAUAGCAGUUAAACCUUGCAUUUAAAGGUUUUUGUGAUGUACCUCACAAGUAAGAGCUGACUUUUUUUGGUCAUUGAAACUGAGAUGGAGUGAAAUUGAAAUGUUACGCUGAGGUUAAAUAUGGUUUGAUCCUUCUUGGGAAAGCGUACUGCAAAUAUGCUGCACUGGUUAAAGAGUAUGAAAUUGUGCGGAUGGCAGAAAGCCGUUUUCAGGUUUUGAUGCCAGUCAGUCGUGCUGUUUAAAUUAUAAAUAGUAGCCUUGAAAGGUGGCGUAAGUGCUCUGUUGAUUGCAGUAUGACCCACUUGCUCUUUAUUGUCUGUUUUGACUUUCGGGGUUUAAUGGGUUUCCCUUGAGUAAGCCUGAAAGCCAUGUACUACUUAUUAUCAGAAGUCAUAUAAUCGUUUGAAGUGGAUGCGGGUCCAUUUCUUUUAUUUUUCUUGACCUUUUCUUCACAAGUGUUCAAAUGUCUGGCAACAAAACAAAACAAAAAGGAAAUGUGCAGUAUCUGUCCAUGCCUGUAAAGGUGUGAAUUAAAUAACCAAGAUGUGUGUGUGUGUGUGUGUGAGAGAGAGAGAGGUGGAAAAAUACAGUGUGACAGAGCUUGUUUGCACCAACCUAUCAGUCAGUGCUACAGUGUAUAUGAAUGAACAGGCUUCAUCAUAUCUGUUGUCCCCUUUUCCCAUUAUAAGUACUAUGCAAGUGCACAACAAAAAGUGAAUCUGUGGACGUCUUGAUGUCUCUUGUAUGAAGUAUGUGGAAUGGGAAUCUUGUUACUGUCCCUCUUUUGAUCACUGCUGUAUCUAAGCUGGGGAAACUGGACCUCUUAGGCCUCUCAGCCGUAAUAAAUGCAAACAAAAUGACUGUAAUUGGGGGUCAGGGAUCCGUGACCUCUGUGCCGUUCUCCUCAUUUGUUUAGGAAGCUUUUGGGAUGUCACUGUCUUGCGCCCUCACAAUGAACAACGAGAAGUUUGUUCGGAGGAUUUUUUUUAACCCUCUACAUGACGAAGACAGUAAAUAACAUUGAAAUUGUGAACUCUGAAGCUUUUAAAUGGCUCUGAAAUGUCUCCAGUCAUCUCUCAGUCGAUGUAACACGAAAACGCCUUUGAGCCUUUCACGUGUGAAGCUUAAUGGGCUUUGCUUUUCUCUGGAUGGUAGUUGCUGUUCAUGGAUUCUUAAGUGUGGCUGAACCUUUUUUUUUGUUUUGUUCAGAUGUUAUUUUAUAUCAAAGAAGGUACACAAGAAGUCAGGAGUCUUUUUCGAGUCUUCAUGUAAUGCUGUAAAGUAAUACUGUACAUAAAUGUUUAGACUUCUUACUGUAACUAAAUAUAAUUUUUAUGCAAUAAAUUAUAUUUCCUAGUUUAACAAG